Messenger RNA from Drosophila eugracilis, 2318 nucleotides. It is a transcript of the gene l(3)72Dn, whose product is annotated as U3 small nucleolar RNA-associated protein 4 homolog. The transcript has 3 exons. Gene Ontology annotation, cellular component: 90S preribosome; small-subunit processome; t-UTP complex. Gene Ontology annotation, biological process: maturation of SSU-rRNA from tricistronic rRNA transcript (SSU-rRNA, 5.8S rRNA, LSU-rRNA). The record is from RefSeq and is a predicted model, not a curated record. NCBI's taxonomy places the organism in Eukaryota, Metazoa, Arthropoda, Insecta, Diptera, Drosophilidae. Bases 120 to 2210 code for a protein of 696 amino acids. Gene Ontology annotation, molecular function: protein binding; RNA binding.
ACUUCGCGUAUUCGACCAUCUGGCACCCCUUAGGCAUACACGUGCAACUCCAGAGGAAUUUUGUUUCAGUUUUUAUUAAUUACUUCUGCUUGAUUUAAUAAUUUGUAUAACUAAAUAAUAUGAAGAAUCUUGCGAAAAAAGAACCCCAAGGUGGGGGCAAACAUCAGUUGCACAACGUCCGCUUCUACACGAUAAAACCGCGUGGCAUAAACAGUUUAGCAUACAGUAAAUCAAACAAGUGCCUCGCCUUGAGUCGUGAAACCUCCAUCAUAGAACUUUGGAACUUGGAGCACACCCCCUAUUUGGAUCGUGUUAUUCACCUGCCACCAGAUUCUCCUGCGGAGUCUUUAGCUUGGGCGGGAAAUCGUCUAUUUUCCGUAGAUCUUACAGGCAAACUGAUAGAGUGGGACGUGAUUAAUCUAAAGCCACGAUACGAGCACUCGCCAACCGGAAAUGCCCUUUGGAGUCUGGACGUCAACGCCGCCGAAACAGAAAUCGCGGUGGGUUCCGAGGAGGGACACAUCAACAUUCUGAGCAUCGAGAAUGAUGAAAUCACCUAUAAAUCCCUCUUUAACAAACAAAAAGGCCGUGUUCUCUGCAUAAAGUUUGAUAAGACAGGAAAGAAAUUGGUGACCGGCACUGAGGGAUUUGUUCGAAUUUGGAAUGUCCUCAACGGAACCACACUUCAUACGAUGACACUUUCGGCCGAGGAUGUGAUUGUUUGGUCCCUGCAGGUUCUAUCGGAUAAUACGAUUAUUGCUGGCGACUCUGCGGGAUUUGUGACUGUUUGGAAUGCUGAAAAUGCCACUCAGAUUAAUUCCACUCGUGUUUUAGAUAAAAACGUAUUUGCAUUGGCUGUAAAUGAAAAGGAGGAUAGAUUGGUUUGCGGUGGAAUGCAGCCACCACUAAUCCGGAUUUUCAGCAAGACAAAGAUCAAGCGGGAGGAAUCAAGCAGCGAGCGAUGGAUUAAGUUCCUUCAACGCGAUGCCCACAAGCACUAUGUGAAAUCCCUGUUGGUUAUUGACGGUCAGAUUUUUUCAGGAGGCUUAGAUGGCAUAUUGACUGUAACCUCCAGCGAAAGGAUGCAGGCACAUCUGUCACAACAUGCUCCCUUCCUUAAGGGAUCUGUUGCAUCUUUGGCCAUCAGUGAAAAACUAUUGCUCUUAAGAUAUCCAAACAGUCUACAUCUAUGGCGUUUGGGUGCUUCGACUCCAAAAGACGAGGAGAAGAAAACACUUUGGAAACAGCCAGUUGGACACUCAGAGGAACUACUUUUGGAGCAACCUCCCCAAAAACUUCUUCAACUGAAUGUUAAGGAGCAGAAUUACAUACAAGCUGCUGCCAUUUCACAAGAUGCAAACUGGAUUUGCUACUCUACUUUAAAGGAACUGCGUUUAAGCCGUUUGAAGAGUGCUCCCCUGCAAGUGGAGCGUUUGGUUGAGGACCUUCCCGAGGAACUCCAACCAUCCAGCCACAUAAUUUUUACAAAGCAAGGAAGACUAGUUCUGCUCAAUCCCCAAAACAACACUCUGAGUUGGUUUAACUUAAAGGAAAAUGAGGUUAUCUUUCUAAACAGCGUCGAUUUGAGUGAUCAUUGCAAGAGUACUAUUAACCACCUUGUGCUUUCUUCGGAUGGAGAUUACAUCGUUGCUGGUACCUCUGAUCAAUUAAUAUCAGUUUGGAAGCUACAUAACAAAAGUUACAAACACCUGCUAAAUCUACCCAGACAUCGAGCAGGAACCACCGCUGUAUCCAUGCACGAGGAUCUAUCACGUGUGGUCGUGGCCUACGCUAAUGGAAAACUUGUAGAGUACGAUUUGGUAAAUCGUCAAUUUACCUGUGAAACUGAAGAGUACCUGAUACCGGACACCAGGCACCAUUGCAUCAGUGGUAUCAGCUUGGAUCCUAAGAAUCCUAAUAUUUUUAUGGCUUACACUGAAACACAUUUAUAUGUGUUGGAGAGGGUAGAGCAUCUGGAACCAAAGGAUCCCGUGGCUAAUACCAAGUCGAAGAAGUUGUUAAAUGGAAACCGAUCCUCAAUUGCAAGCAAAUCGAAGAGCCUAAACCUAAAGUCUCAGCUCCCUCGCCAGCACCUGGUGCACGUGUCUCGGCUGAGCUCUAACGAACUUGUCAACGUCAGCAUUUCGACAAACAAUCUGUUGGCUCCGCUGCCGCCGCCGUAUCAGAGGAAGAAGUUCGCUGCCUCGUAAAUGGAGUGCAGGAGGAUGACGUGCAGUGGAGUGAUGUGUGGAGUCUCCACUUAGGUUUACCCAGUAGUUUCCACUUAGUUACCAAAUAAAAUCAAAAGUAGAAAACAA